AUGAGCAUUCGAAUAGAGUCCAACUCCUCACAACAGGAGGUUGGUGCAGAGCCUGGCCUUACAGCGGCUCGGGCGGUAUAUUCCAGAUGAUCUGCUGUGAUCUUUUCCACAUUAUGGUACCUAUUGAAGACCACAGAAAGGAGCACACAGAGGCCGAGAAUAGCCAUGAAAAACAACCACCUUCCAUCAGACUGCUCAUUCGGGCACAGCAGGACUUGUGGAAUGGAUAGACCACGAGUGGAAAGAUGGUGGUGUCCAAUAGCACUACCAUUGACCAAAUCGGGGACAGAAUCUUUGUGGUCAUUAAUUUCAUUGAUCUUUGACCCUAGUCUUUGUUUACUACUAAUACUACCAUUACCGGGACAACUUUUGUCGGCUAAAUUUAUGAGGCCUUUCUUUUCUUUAGGACGAUAAGGACGCGCUAGAGCGCCUCCAGUAAUACGUUCUUUCUCUGUGAGAUUCUGUGAAGCCUUAGUCAGGUGGUCAACCAGAUCGGUAAAAUUGUCUGUCAAAUUGGAUCGGCAAGUGCUCUCGAUGAUGGACUUGGCACCAAAGAAAACUGGACGGUCAUAGAUGACCUCUGAAGUGAUUAUGAGGUGGGAAACUGUGGUGCUGCAUCGUAAGAGACAGUAACGGGUGGUGACGUGGAAUGAAUUGCAGAGGGGAACAGCUUCAUUAGUCACUGUGGCGUCUACUACGUAGCGCAUACCCGGACGCGUUUCACUCAGCAGAAUUGUCUGGCUUUCAAAAGCCCUACAAGUUCUUGGUCCAAGCCUCUGCUUCAGCGUCAAUACAUAGGAGAUAUCUCGAUGUAUAUCUUUUCCAUUAUCAAUCCAAGGUUUGGCUGGCCAUGGUUUCUGUCGCACAUCAAAUGUUCCUCGAUGCUCACAAAAAUCGGAGAAGAACUGUGAAUCCGUGAAGAGGAACGCAAAGAGUGCGUCAACCGACACAUUAAUAUCUACCGCAGCAUACGUGCGUCCUGGAUGUUUGUGCCCACUUCCACAACUCACUGGGCCUAAAUGA
Rodentolepis nana is the source of this 1023-nucleotide messenger RNA. NCBI's taxonomy places the organism in Eukaryota, Metazoa, Platyhelminthes, Cestoda, Cyclophyllidea, Hymenolepididae. The record is from the annotation of a GenBank genome assembly.